Messenger RNA from Harmonia axyridis, 1542 nucleotides. RefSeq lists its product as uncharacterized. Bases 1 to 1542 code for a protein of 513 amino acids. NCBI's taxonomy places the organism in Eukaryota, Metazoa, Arthropoda, Insecta, Coleoptera, Coccinellidae. The record is from RefSeq and is a predicted model, not a curated record. The transcript has 2 exons.
AUGGAGACAACACAUCGCCUGGAUCCGCCCCUGCCCCGAACCCAAAAUGUGGAAGAAUCUCAAGCCGAGCGCUCCCAACAACGGGAUCCGUCCAUCGAGUCUACCCUGAAGUGCGCAAUAAAUCAGACUCAAGACGGUGACAUAUGCCAUAACACCAUCCCGGAAAGUGACGAUUUGACGACCGUUUGUUUGAAGGAAUUGAAUGAUUCUGAACUUGUGAAAGUGAGGACGAAAUUCGAUACAUUAUUCCGGCGAAUUCCAAAGAAAAAACGGAACAUCAAAAAAUUCUACGUACGACCCUGUCACCUGAAUUACAUCGAAUACGUAGACAGAGUACUCGGAGAAAAUAUUUCCAAAAUAGAAAAUGGGCCUGUCUCUCAAAUUAAGAAACGAAAGGAAAUAAAGAAAACAAUUUAUGUAGCUGGCCUUCUCCUGCAAAAACACAUCCUGGGGAAAACCGACCGACAAGAUCCGAUUUACAUCAAAACGGAGAAGAAAAUCAAAUCGUUAGAACUCCGGGUUAAAAACGCAGAAGCAGUCGUUAACUGGAAAGGAGGCAUUUUCAAAAAGCAGUGGAAAGACGAAGUUGAGGAAAUGCGAAAAUUGAAAAUGAAACCGAAACAGUAUAUUGUUUCUACGAACGACCGGAUAAGGAUCUUGAAGGAAAAAGCUGAACAUCAGAGGAAGCAAGCCCAAGCCCAGAAAAUUAGGUACUUAUUCAACAACAGACCGUCGAUGAAAAUCUUGGAAAAAUCUGUGGUUGCAAGUCCAGAACCAUCAGUGGUGACUCAAUAUUACACGAAAAUGUAUACUCAGUGUAAUGAAAGCCAUGAAACUCCCAUCUUCAAUUCAUGGCUGCAAAAAUUCCAAAAAUUCACCAAUGGACGCGACUACAGUGGACAGUUAGAGGAACAAAAUUUGGAAAGAAUCAUCAAUGAAGCAAUCACCAAAACAUCACCUUGGAAGAGCCCCGGAGAAGAUUGCAUUCCAAAUUACCUCUACAAAGUUCUUCCUUGUGCUAAAGAAUAUUUGAAAAAAUUUAUUAUUUCUAUAGUACAAGGAAAACAAGAUUUGAGUGAAGCAGAUGUGAGGGCAAAUAUUGUGCUGGUUCACAAGAAAGGCGAUGAAAACGAUCCAGCCAAUUAUCGGCCAAUAGCUCUGCUAAACACCGAGUAUAAAAUAUUAACAUCGACGAUAGCUUCCAUCCUGAAAAACCACCUUCCAGAAUGGGCAAUCCCGAAGGAACAACUGGCCAGACAACACAUAUGGGGAACAAUCCAUGGUAUGCUUGUGGACAAAUCAGUGACGCAGCUAGCAAGAAUGAGGAGAAAGAAGAACUAUUCAGCCUGGUACGACUUCAAAAAGGCAUACGACUCCAUCUCACACAGGCAACUCAAAAGGUUGAUUGGAAAUUUACCUCUAGACCAAAACAUCAAGAAGGUACUCAGAGGCUCCAUGAACCUGUGGUCUGUUCAAAUAAAAAUCGGUAAGGACAAGACAAACCCGAUAUAUGUCAAGAGAGGAGUGUACCAGGGUGAUUAA